GACGGGCCGGUGGAGGCAGCAUGUCCGCGCUCCAAGCUCGAUGCGUUUCUUUCCGCAGCCAUUUUGGUUGAGCUGUUCUGCUGCUCAGAGCCCCGGUGCUCUUUCGGCCCCAGCCGGCGCUCUUGCGGCCCUCUUGUGCAAUGGUGCUGGUCAGGUCGCCCGCCCUGGCCGCCUGGAGGCGCCUGCGCCCGCCGGCCCGCCUCGGCCCCCACGCCCUCGGCGCCGCGCAGGCCCGGGCGGCCUCCGCUCACUGCGCCACCGCCGCGCUCUCCGGGCCCCCAGCGCGGCCCCCUGUGGCGCCGAGGCCCGCCAACGAGGACUGGGCCAGCUUCAGCGUGGAGCAGUGGCGGUCCGCGGCGUACUGCUCGAAGAGCUUCUUCGCGCAGCUCUCCGAGGACACCACGGACUUCAUCGGCGGCCUCUGCGACGAGCUCGGCGGGGCGGGCGAGCACGGCCCUCUGCUGGUCGAGGUGGGCUGCGGCACCGGCGAGGCCCUGCUGCCCCUCUCCGUGGGCGCGGGCGCCCGCUGCCGCUUCGCGCUGGGGAUUGACUUCAACCCCGCCUUCAUCAGAUACUGCCGCGAGGCCGUGCCCGAGGAGUGCCGCAGCCGCGUGAAGCACCUUGUGGGCGACGCCACGGACCUCGUGGGCCUGUGCCACCGCGAGCUCCCGGUCGAGUGGCUUGCCGGGGGCCGGCCCAAGGUCGUCACCUGCGUCGGCAACACGAUCGGCAUCAUGCCGCAGGAGGUCCGCGCGAAGGUGUACCAGCAGAUGAUGGAGCUCGCGGGGACCGACGGCUACAUGGUGGUGGUGUACUGGAACGGCAACAGGUUCGGGGACGCCGUGCAGAAUUUCUACCACAAGAACCCGCAGCUCUGCGGCGAGUUCACGGGAGCGAGCGUCGACUUCGACACCUGCACGCUGACGACGCCCAGCGGCUACAGCACGCAUUGGACGAAGCCAGAGGAGGCUCGCCACAUCUUCGAGACGGAGAUCGGCGCGCGGGUGGUGAAGCUGCAGGAAAGUGGCAACGGCGUUCUGGUCGCCGGGCGCAGGAUGUGGCCCUUUUGAAGAGCAGGCCAGAGCCACGGCGGAGCACGGGGGGGCCGAUCGGUGUGGUGCGCACGGAGCUGGCCCAUCGAUACCACGGUGGCAGUGUCUGUUAUCCCGCUGUGGAGGCCGGGAUUUUAGACGUGGGAUUUUAGACGUGCAUGACGGUCCUUUUGGCCUGCCCGUGGCAAGCCUCACCACAGUGCCAGCGCGGCAGCGCAGCAGGGAGGAGGAGGAGGAGGAGGAGGA
Prorocentrum cordatum is the source of this 1298-nucleotide messenger RNA. NCBI's taxonomy places the organism in Eukaryota, Dinophyceae, Prorocentrales, Prorocentraceae. The record is from the annotation of a GenBank genome assembly.